Molecule: messenger RNA, 1527 nt
Organism: Selaginella moellendorffii
Lineage: Eukaryota; Viridiplantae; Streptophyta; Lycopodiopsida; Selaginellales; Selaginellaceae
Product: lysine histidine transporter 1
Exons: 7
Coding region: 66-1169 (367 amino acids)
Cellular component (GO): plasma membrane
Source: RefSeq, a predicted model, not a curated record
CCAGGGGGCCUGGGAUCUUCGUGCUCCUCCUCUCCUGGACCGUCACGCUCUACACGCUAUGGCAAAUGGUGGAGAUGCACGAGAUGGUGGAGGGCAAGCGCUUCGAUCGCUACCACGAGCUCGCGCAGGAGGCGUUUGGCGAGCGCCUGGGGCUGUGGAUCGUGGUGCCGCAGCAGCUCAUCGUCGAGGUCGGCGUCGACAUCGUCUACAUGGUCACCGGCGGGAAAUCGCUCAAGCGAUUCUACGAGCUGGUGAGCUGCGCGCCCGACGCGACCGGAUGCAAGCACAUCCGGCAGUCGUAUUGGAUCCUGGUGUUCGCGUCGAUCCACUUCGUGCUGGCGCAGCUCCCCAAUUUCAACUCCAUCUCGGGGAUUUCGCUCUCCGCGGCGGUCAUGUCUCUCAGCUAUUCCACGAUCGCCUGGACGACCGCGAUCCCCAAUGCCGGGGGGCCGGAUGUGAGCUACAGCUAUCCUCACUCCCCAUCGGCAGCCAACACGGUGUUCAAGGUUUUCAAUGCGCUGGGAAUGAUCGCGUUCGCCUAUGCCGGGCACAACGUUGUUCUUGAGAUCCAGGCAACCAUUCCAUCCUCGCCGAGCAAGCCGUCCAAGGGCCCGAUGUGGAAGGGAGUGGUGGUGGCGUACAUGGUCGUGGCGAUUUGCUACUUCCCGGUGGCUCUCAUCGGCUACUGGGCAUUUGGGAACGAUACUUCUUACGACAACAUUCUCCAACACAUCGGUACUCCACACUGGCUCAUCGCUGCUGCCAAUCUCAUGCUCGUUGUUCAUGUCAUUGGCAGCUACCAGAUUUACGCAAUGCCUGUGUUUGACAUGCUCGAGACGCUUCUUGUCAAGAAGCUCCACUUGCCUCCUGGCGUUUGCCUCCGUCUCAUCGCCAGAACAGUCUACGUUGCAUUUACAGCGUUUGUAGCGAUCACAAUCCCGUUCUUCGGAAAUCUUCUCGGUUUCUUUGGAGGAUUUGCACUAGCGCCCACAACUUAUUUCCUACCGUGUAUAAUAUGGCUGGCAGUGUACAAACCCAAGCGAUUCAGCUUUUCAUGGCUCGCAAACUGGAUAUCGAUCGUGCUGGGCGUGCUGCUAAUGAUAGCAGCCACAAUCGGGGGAUUCCGGAACUUGGUAAUGGAUGCGUCGACUUACAAGUUCUAUCAGUGAUUUAGAAUGUCAAACAAUUGAAAGUGAGACAAAUAGCAUCUCCAAGGAUUCUCGUGGCAUAAUCACCGGUCGCAUUGAAAGCUCUGGUACGAGACAAUUACUUGUUUGGUUGCUGUUGCGUUCAUCCUGUCUCUCUUUUCUUCUUUCCUCGUUGUGUGGACACAUUCAUUAGCAUAAGACUAAGAGAGGUGACCGGCACUAGCCAGUGCCCGAGGAGCGGCACCGGCUGAGCCGGUUGGCGCCAAAAGCUUCCUUUCAGAGGUCAAAACCUCGAAUAUACUAUAGAUUCGCUGUCUCUGAAAAAUAGAUGUAUUUUUAAUGGGUCCCAUUUAAUGCCAUUUAUGGGGAGUCCAGGUCA